AUUGUGUCUAGAGGUAUCCCCAUGAAGGGAAGGAGAAUUCACACUUGCUCAGGGAAAAGAUAUACCAUUUUUUAUGGAAGAAAGAGCCAGUAUAUUCUCUCUAUAGAUAGAGCAAAUUUGAAUAAGGAGUUAUUAACUGCUGCUGAGAAGUAUCCCAAUGUUAAGUUAUACUUUGAGCACAAACUGCUUCACUGCAAUGUAGACUCAGGGCUACUGACCUUUUCAGGAUCAGACCAAAUGACUAAAGAAGUCACCUGUGACUUAAUUGUGGGCUGUGAUGGAGCCUUUUCCACAGUUAGGAAGCAGUUUAUGAGACAAACACGGUUUGAUUACAGCCAAGUAUAUAUUCCACAUGGAUACCUGGAACUGAAAAUUCCUCCCAAAAAUGGAGAUUUUGCAAUGGAGCCAAACUAUCUUCACAUUUGGCCUAGGAACACAUUCAUGAUGAUUGCACUGCCAAACCUGGAUAAAUCAUUCACCUGUACACUCUUCAUGCCCUUUGAUGAUUUUGAAAAGCUUGCCACAGGAGAGCAAGUGCUGAAUUUCUUCAAAACUUAUUUUCCAGACUCAAUUCCUCUAAUAGGAGAGCACGAACUGAUGCAAGAUUACUUUGUGCUACCAGCUCAGGCAAUGGUCUCUGUGAAAUGUUCAUCGUAUCACAUUGGCUCUCAAUGCGUGCUAAUGGGAGAUUCUGCACAUGCUGUUGUACCCUUUUAUGGCCAAGGCAUGAAUGCUGGAUUUGAAGACUGUCUAGUCUUUGAUGAGCUGAUGGACCAAUUUCAGAAUGACCUCUGCAUUUGCCUUCCAAUGUUCUCGAAGCUGAGGGUACCUGACGACCAUGCAAUUUCAGAUUUAGCCAUGUAUAAUUAUAUAGAGAUGCGGGAACGUGUGAAUUCAAGGUGGUUCAUUUUCCGAAAGCAUAUAGACAAUUGGCUUCAUGCCUUCCUGCCCUCUAUCAUCAUUCCUCUGUAUACUAUGGUAACAUUCUCCAGAAUCCGAUACCAUGAAGCUGUGCAAAGAUGGAAAUGGCAGAAUAAGGUGAUCAAUAGAGGCCUCUUCCUCACCAUGGUAGCAGCAGCAGUGAGUGGCAUCUAUCUGUGCAGAAAUGGAAAGUUAUCCAAAAUUGACUUUCGUAUAGAGGAUUUCUGGAGACAUUCUUAAAAAUGGUGGAAAACUUUCAGUAAUCAUUUGAGAUAGAAAUGAAUGCUUUCUGAAUAAUUAGUCUCUAUUUCAGAAGUUGGUCUUCCAAAUAUAAAAACACAUAUGAUAUAGAUGAAUGCUGGAUCCAAGGCCUACAUUCCUAUUCAUAUAGAGAAAUUCACUUCUAGAUUUGAAUAUGCCUUGCAUUUUAUCAUUGCUUUGCUGUCCUGUGUUUCAUUUUGCAAGAAAUUUGCAAUAUCUCAGUUACAUCAUCAACACAUUUUGACAGGAGACGCUACGGCAUUUCUAAGACUGUUCUACUAUCUCAUCUAUAAGAUAAUCAUUAUGGCAAUGCAUGGAGUUAUCUAAUUAAAUUGUUUCUGCAUCUUUUAAAAAAUAUUUUCAUAUAAUCCUGGUAUUUCAUUCUUCUCAAGUUCUAGUAUGGUGAAAAAAAUAAAGUUGUGUCUUGGGA
Thamnophis sirtalis is the source of this 1612-nucleotide messenger RNA. NCBI's taxonomy places the organism in Eukaryota, Metazoa, Chordata, Lepidosauria, Squamata, Natricidae. The record is from RefSeq and is a predicted model, not a curated record.